Molecule: messenger RNA, 1233 nt
Organism: Helicoverpa zea (corn earworm)
Lineage: Eukaryota; Metazoa; Arthropoda; Insecta; Lepidoptera; Noctuidae
Exons: 1
Coding region: 1-1233 (410 amino acids)
Biological process (GO): sensory perception of taste
Cellular component (GO): axon; dendrite; neuronal cell body
Source: RefSeq, a predicted model, not a curated record
AUGGAAUUUCAACUAGAAGAAAAGAUACCCUCUUAUAGAAACAGAAACACAAGAACAGAUGAAGAGCAAAUUUUUAACACUCUAAAGAUUAUAAUUAAAAUUGAAUAUUUCGUUGGAAUAUUCAGAUUUGCUCUUUUAAAUGAGAAACUAGGCCGACCUAAUUGGAGAAUGAAAUCGAUAUCCAUUUUCGUCAUAACCAUAAAUUUUGUGUGGUUCUUUUCAUUUGCUGCGUACGACUUAGAUCUUCCUAGUGUUGACAAUGUUACCUCCUAUAAAUUUAUGAACUUAAUUUGCAUUAUAUUUAUGUUCCUUCAGUUCUUUGCUGGUGCGUCAAGUACUUUCACUUGCAAUACAUCCAAUAUUUGCAUUAUUAGUAUGCUUGCCAAGGUAGACACCAUGUUGAAAGUCGAAAAUCUUAGUAAUUUUUACAAAAAAUCCAGCUUGGAUACGAACGUAUACCUGGCUUUAGUUAUAACAACCCAGAUACUUGUCAAUAUUACUGAUUUCCUUACUGUACAUAUUUCAUGGGCAAUAACUGCUGGAUUCCUUGAUUUUGUGCAAAGACUGGAAAUUGCAGCCUUUUGUAUAUACGUUGGCUUACUAAAGGGCAGACUGAAUAUGGUAAACAACUAUUUGAAAACAUUUGUUGAUGAUCAAGCGAAGAAAGCUGCAACAGCCCUUACAAUAGAAUUCAAAAGAGGAAUAAUUGAAAAUUUCACUUUUAUUGGACAAGUCAGAGAGAACAACACUAAAAUACGUAAUCUAGCGAAGAUUUAUGUCAUGAUCGGACAAAUUUGUUCCAAGGUUAACGAAAUAUUCAACAUGCAAAUUCUCACGAUACUAAUGAACACCUUCAUAACUAUGAUUGACAUGAUGUGGACCUGUCUGAUAAUGUACCGAGCACCAAUAUCUUCAAAAUUGGGUGUUUUAAUUAACGUAACAGUGUCCUGCUGUACUUGGAUAUCGUUCAUAGCUAUGAAGUUGAUUACGUGUGAACGAUUUCUUUACGCGCGCAACGAAACAAAAAUUCUUGUGAACAAAAUCAUCAUGAACUAUGAUCUGCCGACGACAAUGAGAGAUCAAGCUAAAGCGUUCAUGCAACUCGUGGAGACGUGGCCGUUGCGUAUCCAUAUUUACGAUAUGUUUUCAGUGGACAUUUCGCUGACUCUAAGCUUUAUAACUGUGGCUACAACUUACUUGAUUGUUCUCAUUCAAGUAUUUAAGUUCUUUUGA